AUGGACAGUACAGCUAUUGACAAGAUUUCACCCUCCUCAUGCAUUCGAGUAGUACCGUACUCUGCCAUUCUGGCCGAUACGGAAGAGGCAAGAAACAAUGAAGCCUGUGUGGCUUCACGCAAUGCUACAAGGUACAAUACCUGUAUGCACUUGCUUGAUGAGAUCGAGACGCAAGUGCCAACAACUACAACAUUCGAGCACAGGGUCCCUCCGUGGGCGCCUUACCGAUAUACCAUUUGGCAGCCACUCAUAGCUCGCAGUCAGCAGAUGUCCGAGUCACAUAUCUUCAAGAUUCCCUCUUAUCUUUAUGAGGAUUUGAUGAAAUGCCACGCGCACUGGAUUCGCUACAACGCUCUUGACGAAGAACAAAUCACAGAAAUUGCCGAGAUGUGGGAAAGUUCAAAAGCUAGCUCCGGUAUUUGUAAAUUGUUCGAGGCGGACAGUAUUAAGAGGUGGUUCUUCCGUCUAGACAGGAUGAGCACCAAGGACAGCGCCUUCCCCGAUCCAUCAGUGCAAUCGCUACAUGAUAUAAUCAAGCGCAUUUGCACAAGCCAUCGUGGGUGCGAUAGCCUAAAGCAUGAGUUGGCAACAUCAGGAACGAUGGAACUGAUAUUGAACCCAUGGGACGAGACUAUUCACGCGGAAUUUGAGUAUCGCUGUUUCGUUCCACCACCUGCUGCUAGAGGAGUCGAAAACGCAACUGCUCAAGAUUUCCGCUUGACAGGUAUAGCUCAGUAUCGCUGGUUUAAGCCGCUUUCCCUCCCUGAUGGGAUGUCCGUGGAAGAGCUGGCGAACAAGGUGACUGAAGGUGCGAAAGCCGUCCUUGACGACAUAGUCACAUAUGCGACAAAAGAAAUCGACCCAGAGGUACUGCAGAUGUUAGUCACUUCCGGCUUCGUGUUUGACGUCUUUAUACGAGAUGGAAAGCGAGUCGAGCUGAUCGAGCUGAAUCCGUUUGGCGCUAAUGGAAUGAUUUUGGGCCGCCAACAAUGCCUCGCCACUAUUGAGAACUGCGCGACCGGGCGGUACAUCACGGUCCGAGCCGCUUCCGAGGAGCAACACAUCACAGGCAACCCCACGCACAGCACGGAGAGCAGUGCGUACCGCGGAAAAUAG
Molecule: messenger RNA, 1116 nt
Organism: Aaosphaeria arxii CBS 175.79
Lineage: Eukaryota; Fungi; Ascomycota; Dothideomycetes; Pleosporales
Exons: 2
Coding region: 1-1116 (371 amino acids)
Source: RefSeq, a predicted model, not a curated record